Zasmidium cellare ATCC 36951 is the source of this 2151-nucleotide messenger RNA. RefSeq lists its product as uncharacterized. Bases 1 to 2151 code for a protein of 716 amino acids. The record is from RefSeq and is a predicted model, not a curated record. Lineage: Eukaryota; Fungi; Ascomycota; Dothideomycetes; Mycosphaerellales; Mycosphaerellaceae. The transcript has 2 exons.
AUGCCGUCCGCCGGCAGCAUCUCACCGCACCCUCCAGCCGCCCCGGCCUCGACGAUGUCUGGCACGGGCGGCGUCGCCUCGCGUCCGCCGUUGAUGAAGCGACAGUCGUCGCAGUCGUCGAAUCAAUCGAGACACGCCGUCAUCAGCCCGGGCUCCGUCGAACACCAGCAACCUCUCCGCCACCCGGUCAAGAAACAUACCAAGAUCAUCCUCCCUCGAAACCACAGCUCUGGUCGCAACUUGGCGAAGCUCAACCGACAAACCCAAGCACAAGCGCAGGCGCAUGCUGAGGAGUAUAGGAGACAUGGCAGACAGCGCUCCCACGAAGGCGACACCGAGAUCCGGCUACCCGGUAGCCUUGACGAGAGCGUACGACCGACGACAUUGCGACGCAACAUGACGGCUUCUCAGCUACCGAGAAAUACGUCGCAUGCCAAACUCAAGAAGAACUUCUCUCACGGGCAACUGACACGGCUUGGAUCGGGAAAGAAUCUCGCCGGAUUGAACGCAGCCGCCAAUAGAGCGCCGCCAUCUCCGGGGCUGAGAGGCAAGCAGAAAAGACCCAAAUCUGCGGAGAUGAGCGCGGUUGAGAAAGAUGCACAUGAGCGAGAGACAAGGUUACAUCAAAGGAAGGGAUUGGGGAAGAAAGUCGGAUUCGCUGUGGGCAGUGCUGGGGAUGCCAGUGAUGAGGAGGACGCACCUGAAAUGGAAGGCAGCAUGCAGGAAGACGAAUGGACUGAAGAGAGUGCUAGUGCGAGUCCGUACAGCACGCGGCAGAACACAGCCAACAAUUCGAGGAGGACGAGCAUGGUGAUUGACAGAGCAGCAGAGAAGUUGCCUCUUGGGACUGCGGCAAUCUCUCAAGAUGUGCAGGCCAUGGAACAGGAACGCCAGGCGCGGCUUAUUCGCGAACAGCAAAGGACAGUACCGGAUGUGGAGGAGAGGAGAGCUCCCCGACCUCACGGAACGGGGGAAAUAGUCCAGAAUGCGCUCGCGAAGGGCAAGCAGCCUCUGGGUCAAACGACGCAAGAGCCCCCAAGCGAGCGUCCACACGAAGAACAGCAAUUCCCGCAACAGCCUGUGCAUCCGAAGGCUCCACAGCGAAGUCCAUUACAUGCGGCGAAAGAGCACGCCAAUCCAGCAACUCGACGGCUGCUAGACAAAAGUCAGCAGCUGCCUGCUCCUGCUCUCGUUAGCAACGUGAGCGCGAUGGAUGACACACAUAGCAAUCGUGGCUCACCGGCAGCGUCGAUGAGGUCUUCAAGGUCCAAUCUUGGCGAGGGCGCCGGUGACCAGCAUGAAGAUGAGUUGGUCUCUCGAUUUGUUCCAAGUGCGUCUCACCCAUCGAUGGGGAGUGGCACGAACACCGCUGUUGGGACGCCAAAACACACAGCACCUCAUACACCGGAAGAUGAAAGCACAUUAGCCGGCCAGAGGCGUGACAGAAAUCCGGGUUUCAACAUUGGACCAGUCAGCCCUGGAUCAACUGUCUCUGGGACAUCCUCAGGUGCUGCAACGCCAGCUAUUGGGCGGUCUCGCACAGAAUUGAGGAUGUUGCAAGAGAAGGCCAUGGCAGACAUCGAGUCUCAGGCGGACCAGAAACCCCAUCUGCCAGCCCAUGUUUACGACCGACGGAACGAAUCGCUUAAAUCAUACUUAAACAUGGCACCGCUCGGUGAAGGGCGAAUACCACAUACAGGGUUGACCAUGGGGCCUGAUGUGUUCCAGGGCCGCUUCCGCGCCCUCAACACCGAGCUGAGAGUUGUGCAGAAAUUCCGUGACCCUAUAGGUGAAGCCGUGGCAAGACUGAAGGGAUGCAGAGGGAGCGCGCUGAACAAGCGCUCCUCUCCGCAGAAAUCGCAGCAAGGACCGGUACCCUCUGGCUUGCCAUCGAGCAAAAGCGCCAUUUCGCUCCCUGUACACAGAGCGCAAAAGGCUAGCGAUCUCGCGAAAUCUGCCUCCCCUCCCAAUGCAGCAGGUCCGCUGAAGCGAGGGACGAGCACCUCUCAAGUUCAAAGUCAGGGGGCCGAGCGACAGAAGCAAAGGAGAGAAGUGAGCUUUCGAGCACAGCCAGAGACAAGAGAGUUCGAACGGAGCGUCGAAGAGUUGCCUCCAGAUGUCAUUGCUAGACAACUUUGGGAGAGCGUUUGA